Messenger RNA from Iphiclides podalirius (scarce swallowtail), 591 nucleotides. NCBI's taxonomy places the organism in Eukaryota, Metazoa, Arthropoda, Insecta, Lepidoptera, Papilionidae. The record is from the annotation of a GenBank genome assembly.
AUGCAUCAUCCACCUCAUCCUGAGCCCACAUGGAAAGCCACGCUUCACUAUCCCGGCUUCGUGGCUCAUACGCGUAAAGCAUUCAUCAGUUUCCGGACCGAGCUCAAUCGGGAAUAUCGAACGCUCCAGAAGAGUCACAGCGGGGCUUGCGCGAAACUUUUCGCGGGUUGCGUUAGAUUUGGCUCACGUUGCGAGGGGCGCGCGGUGUCACGUGGAACGCGACACGCCGGCCGCAACGUGACAUCGGUUCAAAUCGACCGCGGCCAGGGAAAGCGUAGAUUCCGUUCGGUGUUACGCAAGGAUGUAGGUAGGCGCGUCGCCGAUUUCCCCAAUGUAAGGCGGCGGUCACUUUCGAACGGCCCGUGCUGCGCCCGCGACGGCUUUAUGCAGGAGCGUGGCACGACCCGCGGAAAUUGUCAGUUCCGCGGAAAACUUGCGGCGCCCCAGUUGCGAGGAACUUGUCGAUUCCGCGGAAAGCGGCAUUUCCGGCGCCCUCUGCUGCGGAAGUGCACUAAUCUAGCAUUAUUCUACAGUGGACCCGCGGGAAUCAACACCCGCGGAAACUGUCACUUCCACGCUUCUCACAUGCGG